Molecule: messenger RNA, 1834 nt
Organism: Ctenopharyngodon idella (grass carp)
Lineage: Eukaryota; Metazoa; Chordata; Actinopteri; Cypriniformes; Xenocyprididae
Gene: eif2s3
Product: eukaryotic translation initiation factor 2, subunit 3 gamma
Exons: 12
Coding region: 142-1560 (472 amino acids)
Biological process (GO): positive regulation of translational fidelity; formation of translation preinitiation complex
Cellular component (GO): eukaryotic translation initiation factor 2 complex; cytosol
Molecular function (GO): tRNA binding; GTPase activity; GTP binding
Source: RefSeq, a predicted model, not a curated record
AUAGGGAAAGCAGAACAUUAUCUAUAUGUAUACAUUUAACACUACAACAUAAUUAAACGAGUUAUGAUUUAAUGGUACACAUGUAUUUGUAAAAACGGUCAGGCGUUUGCUUGGUCACACUCUCAUUCCUUUUCUUUCAAGAUGGCGGGCGACGAGUCUGGUACAACGUUGGGUCAGCCUCAUCUUUCUAAACAAGACCUCAGUACAUUAGAUGUAACCAAACUGACUCCUCUGUCCCAAGAGAUCAUCAGCAGACAAGCCACAAUAAACAUAGGAACUAUUGGUCAUGUAGCCCAUGGAAAAUCAACAGUGGUGAAAGCGAUCUCUGGAGUUCACACUGUCAGAUUCAAAAAUGAGCUGGAGAGAAACAUUACAAUCAAGUUGGGUUAUGCUAAUGCAAAGGUGUAUAAAUUGGAUGAUCCAAGUUGUCCACGGCCAGAGUGUUACAGGUCAUGUGGCAGCAGCACACCUGAUGAGUUCCCCACAGACAUUCCUGGCACCAAAGGCAACUUCAAAUUAGUUCGACAUGUCUCAUUUGUGGAUUGCCCGGGUCACGACAUCUUGAUGGCCACCAUGUUAAACGGUGCUGCCGUAAUGGAUGCUGCGCUACUCCUAAUCGCUGGCAAUGAAUCAUGCCCUCAGCCACAGACGUCAGAGCAUUUGGCAGCCAUUGAGAUCAUGAAGCUCAAGCACAUACUGAUUCUGCAGAAUAAAAUCGACUUGGUGAAAGAGAGUCAGGCCAAAGAGCAGUAUGAACAGAUCCUGGCUUUUGUGCAGGGAACAGUAGCGGAGGGAGCCCCAAUCAUCCCAAUCUCAGCCCAGCUCAAGUACAACAUUGAGGUUGUCUGCGAGUACAUUGUAAAUAAGAUCCCUGUGCCUGUCCGUGACUUUACCUCUGAGCCUCGCCUUAUUGUAAUCAGGUCAUUUGAUGUCAAUAAGCCUGGCUGUGAAGUAGAUGAUCUGAAAGGUGGUGUAGCUGGAGGAAGUAUCCUCAAAGGAGUCCUGAAGGUUGGACAGGAGAUUGAGGUCAGACCAGGUAUUGUUUCUAAGGACCAUGAAGGGAAACUAAUGUGCAAACCUAUCUUCUCCAAAAUUGUCUCAUUGUUUGCCGAACACAAUGAUCUCCAGUAUGCUGCUCCUGGUGGCCUUAUUGGUGUUGGCACCAAGAUCGACCCUACACUGUGCAGAGCAGAUCGUAUGGUGGGCCAGGUCCUCGGUGCUGUGGGGGCUCUUCCUGAGAUCUUCACAGAGCUUGAGAUCUCCUACUUCCUUUUAAGAAGGCUGCUUGGUGUGCGCACUGAGGGUGACAAGAAAGCAGCCAAGGUUCAGAAGCUGUCGAAGAACGAGGUGCUGAUGGUAAACAUCGGCUCGCUGUCGACAGGAGGUCGUGUUAGUGCAGUGAAAGCUGAUUUGGCCAAGAUUGUGCUCACUAACCCUGUGUGCACAGAGGUGGGGGAGAAGAUCGCCUUGAGUCGCAGAGUGGAGAAACAUUGGCGUUUGAUCGGAUGGGGGCAGAUCAGGAGAGGGGUAACCAUCACACCCACAGUUGACGACGAUUGAGGAGUGACCCUAUUCUUUCAGUGGCUCGCACUCUCUCUGCCGGACAUAAUUAUUAAACCAUUUUCACACUCUUGUGCACAGGUCAGCGCAAAGUGAAGGGAAAGGCUCUUUUUGAGUGGAACGCACUGGCCCUGUAUUUUAAAAUGUUCACCAUCCUCUGUGGAAGGAUUGGUGUCAUUUAUAUGAGAAUUGCAAUGAAAACAUUAUUCCUUGGCUUGACAAAGAAAUUGUCAAAAUCUUUCAGUGAUGACAAAUAAAGACCUUUUGGAUCAAA